GAGCGCAGUCUGCUGGAUACCAGAGAGAGGAGGAGGAGGAGGAGAGAGAGAGAGAGAAAGAGAGGGAGAGGAGGCUGUUUGAACCUCUGCGGUGCAGAGCUGGAAAAGCUGCUCCUCAGCGAAAAUCAGACGCCUUAUUUUUAUUCCUACUUAUUUUUCCUGGAGAAAAAAAAAAACGGACUUACAAGCAAGAAGUUGCAGCGAGGACUGGUGCCCGUGUCAGCGACCAGACGUGGGGUUUCUUUUUUUAUUACUAUUUAUUUGUAUUGUUUUUUUGUGACUUUUUGCUGAAGGGACUGAGCUGGUACUUUUGCGCUGAGACGCGCCGCUUCUCCGCCUCCUCCUGCCCGAGCAGAGAGCGUUGGCUCCAUGACGCAAACCGUUUACAGAGCGGCGUGAAACUUUUCCUCCGCUGCACUUUUCUCUGCCGCGCACGCACGCACGCACGCACGCACACGCACCAGUCACACGGUGUUUCAUGCUCCAGCAAGUCAGCGCGCAGCAGCAGCAGCGGUGGAGGAGCCAAAAGAACUAUUGCAUGAAACAAGAAAGGAGAGAAGAGACGCUGCUCAAUAAGUCCGCUUUUGCCACGCUCGCGAGCACCUUUGCGCAUCUGCAAAAGAGUCGCGACGCAAACAUGAGCGCGGAGAUGAGCAUGGGCCCGGAGCUGCCCAGCAGUCCUCUGGCUCUGGAAUACGUCAACGAUUUUGACCUGAUGAAGUUUGAUGUGAAGAAGGAAGGUCUGGCCGGGCUGGAGCGCGCCGGAGUGCGUCAGUGCAACCGGCUCCAACCCCAAGGCUCCGUGUCCUCCACUCCUAUCAGCACCCCGUGCAGCUCGGUGCCCUCCUCACCCAGCUUCAGCCCCACAGAGCAGAAGAACCACCUGGAGGAGCUGUACUGGAUGCCGAACGGCGGGUACCACCAGCAGAUAGACCCGCAGACGCUCAGCUUGACCCCGGAGGACGCGGUGGAGGCCCUGAUCGGUGCCACGGCUCAUCCUCCUCCGCCGCAUGUUCAGCAGCAGCUGCAGCAGCACCAGCAGCAGCAAGGCGCAUUCGAGGGCUACAGAGGUCCGCACCACCACCACAACCACCACAGCCAGCAGCACCACCACCACGCGUACGCCGGGGGCAUCCCGCACCACACUGACGACCUGCCGGGCCAAGCUGGCGCUCACAACCACCCGCAACACCACCACCACCACCACCACAGCCAGGACCCCGACAGCCCGGCACCGGUCUCCCCAGAGUCCCACCAGCCCCUUCACCACCACCGCCACCAUCACCACCACCACCACGCGCACGGCCACCUCAGCCAGUCGGCGGCGCACCACGGCUCCGGCGGCGGCGGCGGCGCGCUCAACGUGGAGGACCGCUUCUCCGACGAGCAGCUGGUGUCCAUGUCGGUGCGGGAGCUCAACAGACACCUGCGGGGCUUCACCAAGGACGAGGUGAUCCGCCUCAAGCAGAAGAGGAGGACCCUGAAGAACCGCGGCUACGCGCAGUCCUGCCGGUUCAAGCGCGUGCAGCAGAAGCACGUGCUGGAGAACGAGAAGACGCAGCUGAUGAACCAGGUGGAGCAGCUGAAGGCGGAGAUCAGCCGGCUGGCGAGGGAGAGGGACGCCUACAAACUCAAGUGCGAGAAACUGACGGGGUCAGGGGUCAACAACGGCUUCCGCGAGGCCGGUUCGACCAGCGACAACCCGUCAUCACCAGAGUUUUUCAUGUGAGUCUGUCAUCGCCUUUUCUUGUGAAACCCCUUCACGACAUCCACCCAAAAACAAUUAAAGACAAAAAAAAAAAAAAAAAAAAGACUUUUGGAAUGACUGAGAACAAACGAUAAUAAUCCACACCUCCCAUACUGUUUAUGAUUAUACUAAUAAAGUAACACUUAUAUUCAUAUUAGAAGAAUAAUCCAUCAAAUAGUACUCUGUAUGUAACCAUGUCUCUGCCAACUGCGAUACAAAGAGCAAAGUAGAAUUCGAGCAGCAUCUUUGUAGAUUAGUUGCUUGUAGUGAAGAGACUUUUUUUCCCCUCCUUCAACAAGAACCGGAUGAACUUUUAACCUUUUUUUUGAAAAUGCAGUUUUGAGAAUAAUCUGUAAAAUAGUGUGGGAUCGGCUGUAAUUUGGAAGAAACAAGUAGGCCUGCAGUCUCACACACAUGAGGGGUGAAAAAGGAUCCCCCCUCCCCAAAAUAAUAUUCAAGCCUCCGUUUUCUGCAAAAUUUAAAUUCUGUCUAACAAGUCAGGGGGAGGGGGUAUUUUUUUAAUGCAACAUCUCAUUGAUUUAUUGCCUGCUUGGUUAUAUUCAAAUAUAUAUUAAAACAAACCCACACACAUACACACAAAAAGGAAAAAAAAAAUCAGCAUUAAAUAUUAAUCCUGCAUGCUGGACAUGUAUGGUAAUAAUUUCUAUUUUGUACUUUCAUCUUCUCGUGUAUAUUAAGAGCAUGCUGUGGAUUUGCGCUUCUCCAUAGUGGGGGUUUUUUGGGGGGAUUUUGGUAAAGUAGAGAAAUGCAGCAGGACUGAAGGUGCAGAGUGAUGUGAUGUUUUUUUUUUUUUUGGAAAAGUGGAUUUUGGGGGUGGGGGGUGUCCUUUGGGCUUGUAAAUAUUAUGCAACUGCAAAACUGCACAAGAUUGAGGAGGCUGGUUUGAACUUCUUUUCUUUGUGUUGUGUUUAUUUUUUUUCUCUUUUUUUUUUAAAAGAAAGUUGAGAGAUGAGUGCAUUUUUAUUUCCUUUAGUUGCACUUGCAAACUUUGGGUGUCAAGUGCACUUUUGUUUUUAUAAUGAUUUCAAAGUUUUCAUUUUGAAUUUUGCACAAGCCUCCCUGCAGGAAGACAUGCUCUGAUUUCAGGUGUUAGACUUGAAUUCAGGUCAUUGCAUCAGGGUGGAUUGUUAUAAAAUUCACAAAGCAGGUGCUCUUUAUUAUUUUUAUUCAAUGUGGCUAUUGUGCAAAUAAUUAAUAAAAAAAGAGCACAUCAAAUCAAAUGAUCACAUCCACCUGUAGCACAUUAUUAUUUGUGAUUUAUAUUUUUAAACAUUUAAUUCAGAAAAAAAAUCAAAUGUUUUAAUAUUUAAGAAUACAAAUUUUAUUAACUGUGUUUUCCUAAUUUUUUUCUGCCGGUCAGUAAAAAAAAGGGGAUUCAGGUUGUUCAAAUUCUCAAAAUGAAAACAAUGCGUAUGUUAUCUUAUACUUUUUUGUCUGUUUUAUUAUUAUUUGUUGAUUCUGGUUCUGCUGGCCAGAUGCAUAGUUAAAAAGUUUUUAUUUUAAUGAUUUAAAUUAACAAACUGUCAGAUCAUAUCGAAUAAGCAUGGUGCUUGCAUUUGAGACUAUAUUGUUGAAACGUCAUGCAUUUAACAAUCUUUGGUUUGUUCCUGAUUCAACUGUGUUGAAAUCGAACUGAAACUGCAGCAGCGGGUUGUUGUCUUGUUUUCACCAUUUCCAUGUAUAACUUUGUGAUGAUGGGGAUCAAUUUUCAAUCCUGUUUAUAUAAAAGGUUGAACACUCAAAUUUGAACUGUUCCAUUCAGGCUGGUUUCUGUUUUGUCUUAUUUUUGGUUGUUUUUUGGAAGAAAUUGUUUCCUAUUUUGCUUAUUAAAGUCAUUGAAAUGGCACUGAU
Thalassophryne amazonica is the source of this 3619-nucleotide messenger RNA. RefSeq names its product v-maf avian musculoaponeurotic fibrosarcoma oncogene homolog Ba (gene mafba). Bases 479 to 1729 code for a protein of 416 amino acids. Lineage: Eukaryota; Metazoa; Chordata; Actinopteri; Batrachoidiformes; Batrachoididae. Gene Ontology annotation, biological process: regulation of transcription by RNA polymerase II. Gene Ontology annotation, molecular function: DNA-binding transcription factor activity, RNA polymerase II-specific; RNA polymerase II cis-regulatory region sequence-specific DNA binding. The record is from RefSeq and is a predicted model, not a curated record. Gene Ontology annotation, cellular component: nucleus. The transcript has a single exon.